GUCUGUGUGUGAAUGCGAAGGUGUGAAGGUGAUGUGAAGUGAGCUUGUUGGUUUUCGAUAACUUUCAGAUUUAGAAAUAGUUAAAAACAAGCUAGUAAAAUGUCUAAUACAUUAUGUCAAAGUUUACGGUCACCAAUCCGAAGUUUAGCAAAAUUGCGACAAGCAAAAACCAUCUCUACGUCAAUAGUUCAUAAUGAAACCAUAUUAGUUAAGAAUAAUGAAGAAUUUAUUAAUAAGGUUAUGAACAACAACAAAGCUGUUAUAGUCAAUUUUCAUGCAGAAUGGUGUGAACCAUGCAAGAUACUCACGCCCAAACUAAAAGAGUUAAUUGAACCACUCAACAACUUGGAUCUAGCUGUGGUUGAUGUUGAAGACAAUGCAGAUUUAGUGCACACAUUUGAGGUAAAAGCUGUACCCGCAGUAAUAGCCAUCAAGAACGGUUUAAUAGUGGACAAAUUCAUUGGUUUAGUGGAUGCAGACAUGAUUACUAGUCUUAUAGACCGAAUGUCUGGUAAAAAUAAUGCGGGAGCAUAAGCCAUUAAUGACUUGUAAAUAAUAGAAUUUAUUUAAAAAGGUGGAAUUAUUGUAUGUGAUGCGUCAUUAGGAAUAACUCACUUUAAACUUAGAUUAGAAGCUGAUAGAAAAGCGUGCGACGCGUACACAAGACAACGUAUUUGACAACACCUAUAUGAGAUUACGGUUAAAGAAAUAAGUCAGAGGUAAUAUAAUAUAAAAUUCUAGACACUUAAAGAGUUAUGUACUGCGAAAAAUAUUCUGUAUCCGGAUUAAAAUCCGUAGGUCCGUUGCAUCACGUCGCCGCGUUAAUUAUUUGCAUACUUUUAAACCCCAAUCACAGCAGAGAAAAAUGUGCUGGAAUUUACAUUCAAUAUUUCACCUUAAUAAUAUAAAAGAUUUCUAUUAUAGAUUGUUAUUUACAAACUUAUUUAUAAUUAUUAUUCGAGAUUUAUCAUGUGAGUAAUAACAUUUGAAAAGAAGUAGCUGAAACUCGUUAAUUGUUUGGAGCUAGAUUGUUUGCUAUUGUACUAAAACUGAUAAAAGAAUAUGACAUGACAAAUAAUUUAUUUAAGUAAUCUUAGAAAGACUACUUAUUUUCGAGACUAUGACGUCAUUGUUAGAUACUGUUACGAUAUGAAUGUUUAAACAAGUAUUAGAAUGCAAUUUGUAAUUGUUAAGUGAAGAUAAACUACAAUAAUCAUAAAAGUAUUCUUUAUGUGACAAAAGUACUUUAGAUAAUGCAAAAUGUAAUUUUGUAAUUAAGUAAAGUGAUAACUAUAAAAAUAAUAUCACUUGAGACUUAUAAGAAGUGUCUAUAUCUCUUAUGACCUUACUUCUACUUUUUUGCAAUUGUAAUUUUUCUCACAGUUCUGUUUGCCUUAUUUGAAGGGUUGUAUUGUUGCUAUUGAAUCAGUUAUACUAUAUUAGCGAUCUUCAAACCAUCAUUAGUAAUCUUGAAUAUAAGUAAUAAAUGGUAAAUGCAUAUAUGUAAGACUGCUUUCUCAUAUAUAGGCGUUUCAGUUGCGCUAUUGCAAUGCUUCUAACACUUACAUCUAUAAUCGAGACAAGUAAUUACUUAGAAAAAUAUCAUGGCAUAACUUAAGCAAAUAUUUUUACCCAUUAGACGAGAAUUUAACGCGAAUAAUCCUAGUAUUCCAACUUAUGAGAGUUUACUUCUUUAUGCAAUUCACACGGCCCCAUGUACUCUGAGAUGGGACUCGAACCCACAACCUUACCUCUUAGCUACCCAGGACCCAACAGUACUGACGAAUUUGUCGAGCACUAUUAUAUUUAUCAAUGAACAGUCAAUUCAGCCAAGCAGCCAAAAGAAAUAUUUUCACAAAUAUUUUAAAAUAUUUGAUCAAUUUUUCGUUCACAAUGUUAUACAGGAAAAUUAUGUUAAUUCAAAAAUAUGUGAUGAUGUAGUUAAUGACAUUUUCUCAAGUAAUUACUUUCAACUACAGAUACGAGUAUUACAACCGGUUUCUGAAUUAAACCAUCUUAAACAAGUUUUUUUAAUGAUCAGUUGAUAGCAGUUUGAUAAAACCGGGACUUUUUGCCUUGUGAUACCUAAAAAACUUAAGUUACUGAUUUUAACAAUCAGUUGAGAUUUUCUACUUAUCUCAAUUCAGAAACCGGACGUUAGUCGCCCGGCUAGUAUCGUAUGACAGUUCUGCGUUUGGCGUAUUGUAGUCACACGAAUAAAACGUAAUUAUGUGGAAGCAAUGGCUCAUAUUGCCCCACUUCUUUACGGAUUUGAAAAUCAUGUGUUCUCUUUAAAUAGGUUUUUGGCAAUAAAAUAUUUUUAUCUUUAUUUCUUAAUAUGUAUAAAAAUAUGAUAAUUCAGACGUUAGAGUGCAACGCUCGGUGCAAGUCUGAUUAAAAGUCCGUCGAGUGGCCCACGAAAGUAUGAGUUGGUACGCGACAGAUUAUCCGUCAAUGGUCAAUGACAUAUAUAUUUGUCAGUCCAGACGUUCCGCGAUAGAGACGCAUCUUUGAUCAUAUUUGCAGCGACAUUAAUUUCUUUUGUUUGCUAUCAAAUUAUCAAUAAACUUUAGACUACAUCGCAUAUAUUUCUUAGAUCCCAAAUUAAGUAGCUAAAGCAAUAAAUUAUAUUAUAGGUUCUGUUACAUAAAACUAAGGGCCAGAAAUCGACUUGGUAUGCUUGCAUGAUAUGUCUAAACGAUAAACUAUUUAUAUAAUCUUUUAAUGAAGGUUACUUGCGAAGUAGUUGGUGCUAAGUAGCGAUCUACUAGAAGUUAAAUCGAAACAUAUCUUUGAUCUGUGCACGAAAAUUGCACCUUAAAAAUACGUAUAAAUUGGAUGCAGUUUACAAAAACAGAAAUAUCGAGUUACAAAAAAUAUUAUUGUCCACAAUAUACGUGUUACCAAAUAUUGUAUAAGGUUCAACUUGAAACUAUUUUAAACUCUAAAUAUUUCCAACAAUACCUUUAUAUUCUCUUAAAUUAUUUCGUUUUGUCCAAAGUGACACUAAAAGAUCAGAGAAGUCGAAUUAUAAAUAGUAAAUUCAUCUAUUAGAAUGUGAACUGUAUUCAUUUAUGCGCUUGAGCCUUAUUAUAUAAAUGCCUUUAUAAAUGUAUUUUAUUUUGUUAUACUGUGCUAUACUUAUUUGUUUACUAUAUACUACCAAAUAUAACUAAUUAUGUAGUCAUUGGUAUAUUCGGCUUAAUUUAGAGAACUUUGCAAUGCAGAGUUGUAGGAUUUAAUAAGCCUGUGUUCUUUAAUUUUGUGGUCAUACUAUUGUCUAUAUUAAUAGGAGCUAUUAUUUUUUUAUAUGAAUGUUAUUGAAACCCUUUGUUUUUAUAAUAUUACAUUAGCAAAAUAUUACAUUCUCGAAUUAUUAUAUUCUCAAAAUAUUACAUAAAGAACAAUCGCAGCGAAAAUUGUUUCUAAUAUGUGGGAAAAAAAUAUACAUUUUUGACAACAUCACAUACAUUGAUCUGAUACCGUAGUAUGUAGCUUAUGCGUUUAUAAAAAAAAAAUCAAAACCAAAAAAAAAAAUGAAAUUAUAUUUACAUAAAAUCUAUAUUUUUUUAUUCUAAUUAUAUUUAAUAUAUUUAUAUAAAAUUUAUAUUUACAAAUAUUCAUCACAUAAAUAUUUGUGCCGGGUGGGAAUCGAACACACGACCUCUUUUUAAGGAAAUGUAUCGUUCUAUUUUAG
This is a messenger RNA of Diatraea saccharalis (sugarcane borer), 3697 nucleotides long. Lineage: Eukaryota; Metazoa; Arthropoda; Insecta; Lepidoptera; Crambidae. The record is from the annotation of a GenBank genome assembly.